GAAAUAGAAAUUAGUUCACGUUCACGCUUGUUUACGUCAGAAAACAAACCGACCACAACCCAGUUUUGUGAACAGCUGGCUGAUGUCGUUUUUUUGAAACGGUUGUCGGUUAUGUCGUACUUGAGUUGUGUUUUUUCGCGCUAAUAAAUAAAUUUGUUUCCUAAAUUAUGAAUUAAAAGUUGUAAUGUGUAUUACUAAUAUUAAGUCAGUGCCUAAAAAUUAAUCAACUGUUUAUUUAAAUGAUGAAUACUUUUGAGUCUUAAAAAGAUCUCAUGUUAACCUUAUUAUGCAGGAAAGUAAUAAAAUAGCAUAUACAGGUCAAAAUAGUCCUCCACUGUUGGGUUUUGACUGCAGAACAAUAGAAGAAGGAUCCAAACUAGUCAAAUCCUGCAGACGAUCUUUUAUUAAUUUUCAAAGUAGCCUUAAGCUAUUUUGUAGUACACCUUUGGGUAGGGCAACAUACCAAAAAGUUAUGGAAACAUCCUUUUCACGAAACUCUGAAUAUACUGAAAAAGGAACAAAAGGCCUUGCGCAUUUCACAUUAGAUGGUGAUAGUGGAUAUGUUUCCCACUUUCAAGAAUCCAAUUCUGGUUCGUGCAUUGGAGGGUCUUCGGAGCCCAACAGUGUAACAAAAAUGGUAGAAGAUAAUAUAUAUAUCAGUGAAGAUGCUUUAUUAGAAAGACCUGAAGUGUACAAUAUCAAUUUUAAUCAAGCAGGAAGUGAACAAGAAAACUUUGAAGAAUACAGUCAUCUUUUUUAUUUGAAUGAUAGUGUUGUUGGCUCUUCUGGAGGCGGUAGUGAAAAGACUUGUUUAAGUGGACUUGAAAACGAUUCUGAUAUUUCUAGUAUUAUCUACCCUAUUGAUAAUAUAGUAAUUACAGGAAAAGACUGCAAUUUAGAUGCAAACUGUGAAUUUGAGUCAAGAAACAAAAUGAUGAACGAAGUGGUUGACAAUUCAAGUGUAAAUAAAUCAAAUUUGAAUUCGCCCAUUAUUAAGAAAUUUAAAAAGUCAUAUUCAUCACCCUUAAAGAAAACUUCAUCACCAUUGAAAACUAAACAAAGCUAUUCAGAUGAAAAUAAAGAAAACAAUAUAAACUAUUUAAAUCAUUCCAAUCAAUUUAACAAAGAUAAAGAGCACAGGACUGCAAUUGAGAAAAAUUCUGUUACUAUUAAAAGGCCUUUGUUUGAAACAGAAAAGUUUAAAACUUAUGAAUCAGAUUCUAUAAAUUUAAAUAGUUCAGCUAACACAUCUCAUACCAAAAGUUUUGAUAGUUCCUGUGUAAGUCCAGAACUGUUUUCAGAUGAUGAAACUACGAAUGAGGUACAAAAUUUUAAGGAAGUUGAAAAAAAAAUUUCUGAAGAAAUCUGUGUCAAUAAAGAUGAUCAAAUAUUAUUGAAAAGAACUCGGGAUGCCUUAAAAGGCGUACUGCCACCUCCAAGUGUAACAAUUAUUCAAAUCUCAACGGAAGAAAUCCUCAAUAAAAUUUAUACAAAUAGCAAUUUAUUUUUUUCAAAAACAGAGAUAAAAAAUAUUCAAGGUGCCAAUAAAGUUGCUGCAGCUAAUAAUUCCGAAUGCAAUACAUCUUCCAGUGGUAACGUUAAUGAUCUUACAAAAAAUAAAAAUGAUACUCAGAGGAAGUCAUUACUGGUUACAUGUGAUUUUCAAUCUAUUGAUUCAGUAGAAUGGCCAGAAAUAGCAAAAUACAGAUUUCAUGGUUUAUUGUAUAAUAGGGCCAAAUUUUCUGAAGAAUUUGAACACUUAUGUCAGAAAUAUGGAGAGAGAUAUGUAGGUGUAGAAACGCAGUCUACUUGCACCGUUUUCUCUAAUGAAAUAUCAAGCCCUUCAAAAAGAAAAUUAAUUAAGGCGAGAAAAGUUGGAAAAUCUCCAGGCAAAAGGCUAAGUCAUCUGGCUAGAAGACGGAUCACCUUUUCAAAAGAUUCUCUCCAUUCCAGCAACUCAUUUAUCGGUGCUAGAUCAAGACAAAUAUUGAUUGAUGCCAGAAAACAAGCAGUUCUUUCAAAAAGCCCCCAGAAGACUCCUCGGAAGACUCCCAGGAAAACGCCUAGAAAAAGUCCACGUAAAAGGAGGACGCCAAACAGUUCUAUGAAGAAAAAGCGUCUUUCAGAACUUUUUUCGAGAACAAAUUCAGAAGCGAGCACUUCGUACUGUAGUCCGAGCAAAAAAUUGCCACUUAAAAGUCCUUGCGAUUACUUUAAUGGAAACAGUGAAUCAUCGUCGGUCCUUUCUACAGAUUCAUCAUCGUCUACAUCAAAACGUCGAACCCCUCGCAGAGUUCUAUUUACGUCUCCCAAAAAAAUGUCACCACAAAAAGGUCUGUCGAGUUUAUAUUCGAAAAAGAAAUUAACGCCCAAGAGGGCAUUAUUUAUGUCACCCGAGAAAGAUAAUAGCUGUGAUAAAAAAAGAAAAAGAAGCGAAAAUGAAAGUGAUGAGAGUGAAUUAUUGAUAAAAACCAAAUUGCCAAGAAGUUUAUCGUUUCCUGCUCAAUGCUCCAGUAGCAGUACUGAAAACCCUAGAAUUAUUUCAAAGUUCAAAAGUUCUGGAAGUCUAUCUUCUUCCAGUGUCCAGUCGCACAGCCAGGACCUUACUGAACAUCGGAAGAAAAAACUUUUAUGGGCGGUUUCGGAAGCUCUACGCUCUCAAACCAUUUCGAUGGUUCAUCCACAAUUCAAAGUUUUCGCUUCCGUGCUAGCUCGAGUUACUCGACGGCUUCUUCCCAAUUUAAACACGUCAGCAACACGUCCGGAAGGUAGCACCAGUGAACUGAUGUUACGAAUAGCUAGACAACACGUGUUUGCUGUAACCAGAGGGAAAACAGUUGACGAGAUAUUACAUGACGUGGAGAAGAAUAAAGUAAAACAAUCGAAACCAGUGGGAUACGUGGGGCCCGAAUGCUCCUCUAGGAGUAAUAAAGAAAAUUUACCCAAAUCGAAACCAAGUACUAGUGGCGUUUUAACUCAGAAUAAUCAGUCAAGAAAGUCUUUUAGAGAUGAAAAAGUGGAGAGAAUUCGUAGAGCGAUUAAUUUUGGUGAAUGUGAGAAUGAUGUGGAAAACAAAAGUAGCAAUAUCUGACUAGGGGCCAAUGCCAGGACUGUAAACCCAAUAUUUCGAUGUUUGAAAAGUAUCAAAAGAACUUAUAUACAUUUUAGAUAAAUAGUAAUUGUACAUAGUUGCAAACUUAUUGUUUGUUUUCAUUUGCAUUAAUUUUUCAUAUUUCUGAGUUUUCACAUAAAAUUUGAAGUUAUUUAUUAACUUCAUAGUUGCUCAUAGCUAAAAUGAAGUGGUUUGUAAAAAGAAUAGUGUAAUUUAUAUGGUGAUAAAUAUUUUCAGGCCAAUACGUUUUAUAUAAUUUCUUAAUGUUUAGAAAAAUUGGUAAAUUUGUACUUUAUUAAAUAUCAGAAAUCUAUAAAAUAUCUCAUGUUUUGAGUUUACUUGAAUAAGAAGGGGUUACUCGUUCUAUUACAUAUUAAUAAUAAAAUAAUUAUUAAAUAUUUGUACAGCGUUAAAAUAUUAGUUUAUAUUGUAUUUUCUAAACAGUCCUGGCAUUAUCAAGCAACAAUAAUUUAGGCUAUUUUUUAAUAUGCAAAAAUUACGU
Messenger RNA from Agrilus planipennis (emerald ash borer), 3614 nucleotides. RefSeq lists its product as uncharacterized. The transcript is spliced from 7 exons. Lineage: Eukaryota; Metazoa; Arthropoda; Insecta; Coleoptera; Buprestidae. The record is from RefSeq and is a predicted model, not a curated record. Bases 287 to 3091 code for a protein of 934 amino acids.